AUGGGUCGAACUGAUGUGGCUGAUCCCCAUGAUGACUCGGCUAUUGACGUCUCCGAAGGUCCGAUUACAGCAAAGUCCCCGGCCGCCGUCGCCGACGAGCCCGAUGAGCUCAUAACUGUGACUCCCCAGCCGACUCCCGCCGUUACGUCUGUCGUCAAGGCAAAGGGCAAACGGAAGCGAGCGCUCCUUCCCGAUACCGACUGCGACGCAACCGACGAGCUCGCCAUCAUGGACGACGCCAAGGGGCCGAAGCGCAACCCCAAGCGCAAAGCCACCGAGGCCGUCGUGACGCAGAGCCGUUUGUCGGAGGAUACCCUCAAGGAGGCCCUGGCACCCGUCACCAUGGAGGAUAUCCGCCAGUGGACCGGCUGGUGCGAGCUCGAGUCUGAGCCGACAACCGACAAUGCCUGCGCGACCGUCGCCAUGAUGAACAUAGUCAUGAACAGCGACGUCGAGCUAGGCCCCGAGCUGCAGGCCUUCCGCGACUCGACAAAGGACAUGUGCUUCGCCCUGCGCGGCCACGCCCUCAGCCAAAACGCCCACAUCCGCACCAUCCACAACUCGCUCACGCGCAAAAUGGACCACCUCAACGCCGACCUCUGUCUCAGCAACAGCGCCGCGGCCUUUAAGAAGAACGCCAAGAAGCGCGCCAGGGCCGCCGCCGCAGGCACCAACACGACGCCGAAGAAGAGAAAGAGCACCGCCGCGGCAACGCCCAAGCGCAAGAAGAAGACCAAGAUCGACUCGGACUCGGGCUUCCACUUCAUCGCCAUCGUCCCCGCCCACGGCGCCGUCUGGGAGCUCGACGGCCUCAAGAACGGGCCCGUCCGUCUGGGCCCCGUGCACGACGACGCCGACUGGGUCGCGGCCGCGACGCCGUUCAUCCAGGACCGCAUGCGCCAGCUCGGCGAGGACUCGGUCCACUUCAACAUGAUGGCGCUGUGCAAGAGUCCGCUGGCGGCGGCCAAGGCGCGCCUCGCGCAGAGCGCGCGCCAGAUGGAGAUGCUGCAGGUCCGCGGCCGGACGGCGGGCUGCGGCGCCUUUCGGGAGCUGGUGGACGGGAACCCGCCGCCUCUGGCUGCUGCUGCUGCUGCUGCUGACGAGAACGAGCACGAGCACGAGCACGAGAACGAGCACGAGAACAAGCAGCUCGGGCAGUACGGCCUGACGAGGGAGCACGUGGACAAGGCGCCGGUGGAUCCCCUGUUCGCGUUCAAGGUGAAGGAAUCCUCCGUGGCGACCGAGGACCUGCUGAGGCUGUACGGCGAGCUCGUGACGGCGCAAAAGGUCGCCAUGGGCGAGUGCAGGGACGAACGCGGCGGGCUGCGCGUGGACGAGGAGCGGCUCCAGGGCCGGAAGAGGGAUCACAUGGCGGCCAUCCACAGGUGGCUCGAGGCCAUUGCUGCGCAUGAAGCGCUCGGCGAGAUGCUCAAUGUUUGA
Molecule: messenger RNA, 1440 nt
Organism: Verticillium dahliae VdLs.17
Lineage: Eukaryota; Fungi; Ascomycota; Sordariomycetes; Glomerellales; Plectosphaerellaceae
Product: ubiquitin carboxyl-terminal hydrolase
Exons: 2
Coding region: 1-1440 (479 amino acids)
Biological process (GO): ubiquitin-dependent protein catabolic process; protein deubiquitination
Cellular component (GO): cytoplasm
Molecular function (GO): cysteine-type deubiquitinase activity
Source: RefSeq, a predicted model, not a curated record